CAAUGACCGGCCGCCGGCUCGCCAGCUUCGCCCUGGGCUGCUUGGUCUUCGCCAGCUACUGCAGCGGAGGAGGAGCGGGUAGCGAUGUGGACGUCACCACGCCGGACGUGGUUGAGGCGGAAGUCGGGAAGACGGCCAUUAUCAAGUGCGAGUUCUCCCUCCCGGAGAAUGGCAACUACGCUUACGUCAACUGGUACACGAUGGACCAAAGCACACGGACGAAGAUCAUCGGAAUGCUUCCAGGCAAGGUACAUCACGAAAAGACUGAAUUCAAGGACCGGCUGAACAUGACAGCCAAUUUUUCCCUCAUCAUCCACAAAGUGACCCUGCAAGAUGCCAAGGUGUACGUGUGCCAGGUGGGGCUCGGCAGCGCCGGUGUUGGCGAGAAUCGGGCCGAACUGAACGUCUUCAAAACUCCAGAAAUGCCUGAGAUUCUGGAGACCGAUGACCGCAUCACAGCGUCAGACUCCAAGACUCACAAGAUUGGAAAAUGUAUGAGCCGCAAUGGCUUCCCAGCCCCAACCAUCACGUGGUACAAGGACGACGAACCUCUGAGCCCUGAUGGAAAAGAAAUUGAAAUCCGGCCUGCGGUCACCAGAGAAUCCAGCGGGCUGAUCUCCGUCAGCAGCACUCUUUCGGCACAAGUCACCAAAGAAGACCGCGACGCCCACUUCUACUGCCAAGUCAGUUACAGCCUGAUGGGAACUAACCAGACGUUCACGUCAAAGAGCUUCAAAAUCAACGUUCAUUACCCCUCUGAGAACAUCAGCUUUGAGAUGGAAGCCCCGAGCCCGGUGAAGGAGGGGGACAACGUCACGCUGCGCUGUAAAGCCGAUGGGAACCCGGAGCCCGAGUAUACCUUGUUCGCACUGGUGGAUGAGGAGGAAGAGGCACUGCCAACCGACAUCAGUGGAAAAGAAGUGUUCUUUCAAGACAUCCAGAGGGAUAAGAGCGGCAUUUAUGGGUGCAGGGCCCUUGACCUACAGACCCUGAAGGACCUGGUGGAAAGAUUAGAACUGUUCGUAAACUACCUCGACGCGCCCAUCAUCAUCCCGGAACAUCCCAGAAAUCUGAAAGAAGGGGACAACUUGCUCCUUACCUGUAAUGCAACAAGCUCCAAACCUUUGGAAUUUCAGUGGGAAAAGAAGGGGCAAGUGAUUGCGAAGGGGAACCUGCUGAACUUGAACAACGUCACCUACCACAUGUCCGGCAACUACACCUGCGUCGCAACGAUGGUUGAGGAGCCCAGGCUCUCCGGCUCCAAGCAGGUCUCGGUUGGUGUUCAUGCGAAACCGCAGCUGGCCCCACAGAAGGAACUGCUGUUUGUGCGGAAGGGUCAGAAGCUGAACUUGACGUGCAGCGUCUUCUCCGUCGUGAAACCCAAGUUUUCCUGGAAGCCGGGCAACGGAACGAUCCAUUUCUCCAAUCUGAACCACCAGCAUAACAGCACAAUCACAGUCAUGGUCACGGAGGAGCUUCUGGACUCCGGAAUGAGCUGCACCGCCAAGAACAAGGAGGGCAAAGCAGAGCGCCACUUCCGGCUGGAGCAGAUGCCAGAAGAGACAGAUCCCACCAAAAGGCCUGAGCCAACGACGCAAGAGAGCAAAGGUGUGAUCAUUGUGGCUGUCAUAAUCUGCAUCCUGGCGUUAUCCAUCUUGGGCGCCGUCCUCUACUUCCUGCACAAGAAAGGGAAGCUGCCUUGUGGCCACUCCGGCAAGCAGGAGAUCACGAGGCCCGAAGCCCAUAAAGACGAGAUUGUAGUUGAAGUUAAGUCAGAUAAACUUCCCGAGGAGGCGGUGCUUCUGCAGGGCGCCAACGGCGAGAAGAGAUCGGCAGGCGACCAGGGAGAGAGAUACAUCGAUCUGAGGAACUGAGGAGAGGGACCGCUGCGUGCGUUUUCUUAAGAGUCCUCCUGCCCCUCUGAAGGCCCCCUUCCCCUGCUCCCACGGCCAGUCUUUCAAACGCACAGCAACGAAGGCACGAGACGACAACUCCGCGGCAAAGAAUACUUUGCCACCCACCCUAAUGGCUUUGAAGGAAGACAAGAUUAGCCAAAGCAGACCGGCAGUCUUUUCCUCUUGCAGACCAAAAAAGGGAAGAUGUUUUUGAAGGUUAUUGUGUCAAGAGCAUCUGUUGAAGGAACUGGUGGGUAGGGGGAACUUGUGCUCUACCGUACACGUAGUGUUAAAAAAAAAAUUCAGGCCCCGUUUUAGAAAAAGAAAGAAAAAAAGUCCAACAGUUGUUGUAACAGGCACGUAAGUGCCUGCCAAGCAGGACUGGACAGAGCUCAACAGUUCUAUUUUUCAUUAAGGCUCACUGUUCAACUGAAAGGGAAUGAAAAUCGUACAGUAGCAGGGUUAGAAACCGGCUUAGGAAGGGUUUGAUUUCCACUAAGACGGGGUCUGGACUGUAGGACUGUUGAAACCCGAUUUCCCCUGAACUGUUCCUGUUCCGCACAGACAAGGUUCAGAGGAUGUGUAUCUAAAUUGUCUGGACCUCAAGGAGAAAAAGGGAUGUGAGGCUACCAGCCUCCGGGGCCUCAUUAGGGAGUAAGUUCCACUGAAGGCAGUGGGGCUUACUUCCGAGUAAAGACAUAGGAUAAUUCCGUACAGGGAAAGAGUCUGUCUGCACUUCAGAAGUUAGGAUAGAAAUAAGGCCUCUUUUUGUACAAACUGUAUAGUCACAUGUGUUUAUAUCUGAGGAUUUAGGUUAUUCUGCCCCACACUUAACCCCAAGACCCCUCUCCACAGCUCCUGUGAAAUCUUACUUAGCAACACUUGCAAGUCUUUGGAAAACCCACCUCUCAUUAGGCUGCACUGCAAGAAAAUGGAGCCCUGAAGCAGGGUGUUCAAAAGAUGGGGCAAUUUCUACACGUUGCUCUUGGGUUCCUCUGCUUCUGCUCAGGGAUCUGGAAGGUGGCAUGUGCAGAGAUGGCAGCAGCAGGAGCAGCAGACACAGUGAAAAAGGCAAAGGACGCUGCUGCUGCUGCUGUCACACAGCCUUCGAGUGGAUGCUGAUAAUUUGUCUGCCAUCCUCAAGUGCCCCCUUCCUUCAUCACCCUGGCCCAGUGUGUAAAGAUGAGUUUUCUGCUCCUCAUCCUCCACCCCCCCAGAUUCAAAGAGGACGUCAUACAGAAAAACAUUCUAAGCACCUCCUUAAACACAACAUUUAAUUUCCUCUGAGGUUUGAUUUCCCAUUUGCCUCAAACUUCGGCAGUGAACAGCCUUCAACGCAGAAAGUGGACAAAAACGGUUUUAAGUUUUUGCUUUAGAAAAAUUACUGAUUUCAUUUUAAUUGUUACUGGUUAAAAGUACAAGUUCGUUAACCAAAAACAGGAGAGAAGGAACUGUUGCGCUUUACUUGUAAGCUAGAAAAAUUAUCAAAACAAAAGCUUUUUGUUAUAUAUAUUUUUGUUGAUGUGUGUGUAAAUUUAAGAGUGUCUGAGUUGCAGGGUUUUUAUAUAUAUAUUAUAUAUAUAUGAAAAAUAAAA
Messenger RNA from Elgaria multicarinata webbii, 3490 nucleotides. It is a transcript of the gene MCAM, whose product is annotated as melanoma cell adhesion molecule. The transcript has 16 exons. Gene Ontology annotation, molecular function: laminin receptor activity. Lineage: Eukaryota; Metazoa; Chordata; Lepidosauria; Squamata; Anguidae. The coding region runs from base 3 to 1874 and encodes 623 amino acids. The record is from RefSeq and is a predicted model, not a curated record. Gene Ontology annotation, cellular component: plasma membrane.